AUAAGCACCACCUCGCCUUCCCUCCCCCAUCUCCGAUCGAGAGACAGGCUUCCGAUGGCAGCAGCUCCACCGUUCCCACAGGAACCCUAAGAGACCAGAGACCUUAAGCCCCAGAUCAGAUCCAUCUCCCACCACUCCGUGGGAUGUGGCGCCCGAUGGGAUCCCGAGGCUGCGCCAUGGACGUCCUCGGAAGCGCCAGCUGCGUCGUGGCGUGCCUCCUCGGCGGGCUGCUCCUCGCGCUCUCCCUCCUCUCGCCGCCGCUCUCCGGGGCGCGGCUGCCUGGGAUCCGGCGGAGGCGGAGGAAGCCCGUCCGGGUCUACAUGGACGGCUGCUUCGACAUGAUGCACUAUGGACACUGCAACGCCCUGCGGCAGGCUCAGGCGCUCGGAGACCAGCUUGUUGUCGGGGUUGUCAGUGACGACGAGAUCACGGCUAACAAGGGGCCUCCCGUCAUUCCUCUCCACGAGAGGAUGUUAAUGGUAGGUGCAGUGAAGUGGGUUGAUGAGGUCAUUCCAGAUGCUCCUUAUGCAAUCACUGAAGAAUUCAUGAAUAAGCUAUUCACCGAAUACAACAUAGAUUACAUAAUCCAUGGGGAUGAUCCUUGUCUGCUGCCAGAUGGUACUGAUGCAUAUGCCCUGGCCAAGAAGGCUGGUCGCUAUAAGCAAAUAAAAAGAACCGAAGGAGUGUCAAGCACUGAUAUUGUUGGUCGCAUGCUUCUUUGUGUAAGGGAGAGAUCACUUGGUGGUAGUCAUAAUCAUGCUUCUUUGCAAAGGCAGUUCAGCCAUGGGCACAGCCAGAAAGUCAAUGAUGUGGGGUUUGGCACUGGAACUCGGAUAUCCCAUUUCUUGCCUACAUCUAGGCGAAUAGUGCAAUUUUCAAAUGGCAAGGGUCCAGGCCCUAAUGCUCGGAUAGUGUAUAUAGAUGGUGCAUUUGAUUUGUUCCAUGCUGGACACGUGGAGGUACUACGGCUUGCUCGAGAACUUGGAGAUUUUCUACUUGUCGGAAUUCAUACUGAUCAGACAAUUAGUGCUACUCAAGGACCCCAUCGUCCAAUCAUGAAUCUCCAUGAGAGAAGCUUGAGUGUCUUGGCCUGUCGUUAUGCAGAUGAAGUGAUUAUUGGUGCCCCUUGGGAAGUUUCAAAAGAUAUGAUUACUACCUUUAACAUCUCCUUGGUUGUUCAUGGUACAGUAGCUGAAUAUAUGGAUUUUUCAAAGGAAGAGUCGAACCCAUAUGCUGUUCCAAUGGCUAUGGGAAUUUAUAAGCAGUUGAAUAGUCCGUUGGACAUCACGACUAGUACAAUCAUCAAGAGGAUCGUUUCAAAUCAUGAAGCAUAUCAGAAACGAAAUGAGAAGAAGGAAGCCAGUGAAAAGAGGUAUUAUGAGACCAAAACCUACGUGUCUGGAGAUUGAUUCCCGGGAAGUCAACAGGAACUAUUAUUUCAUGAAUCCUCACAUUUCUAACUCCUGCAGCGAGUGCUGGUUUAAAUAUUGAGCCAACGAUAAUUAGUUCAGGUCUUCAUUGGCAUUGUAUUUUUUCAGAUGAUAGGCCGGAAGUUUGCUGGUUAUACAACUAGCAUCCAGUGACGGUCUAUCGAAUUUUCUUGUUUUAUUCAACUUGUCUAAUUUUUUCUUGUUGUUGCACCCUGUAAUUUGAGUUCCAGUUGUUUUGUAAUUGAGAUUUUUUUUAGAUUAUAUAUAUAUAUAUUUCU
This is a messenger RNA of Musa acuminata subsp. malaccensis (wild Malaysian banana), 1708 nucleotides long. Its product is annotated as ethanolamine-phosphate cytidylyltransferase. Gene Ontology annotation, biological process: phosphatidylethanolamine biosynthetic process. Gene Ontology annotation, molecular function: ethanolamine-phosphate cytidylyltransferase activity. NCBI's taxonomy places the organism in Eukaryota, Viridiplantae, Streptophyta, Magnoliopsida, Zingiberales, Musaceae. The record is from RefSeq and is a predicted model, not a curated record. Gene Ontology annotation, cellular component: cytoplasm.